Pyricularia grisea is the source of this 804-nucleotide messenger RNA. RefSeq lists its product as uncharacterized. Gene Ontology annotation, biological process: 7-methylguanosine RNA capping; 7-methylguanosine cap hypermethylation. Gene Ontology annotation, cellular component: nucleus. The record is from RefSeq and is a predicted model, not a curated record. Gene Ontology annotation, molecular function: RNA cap trimethylguanosine synthase activity. NCBI's taxonomy places the organism in Eukaryota, Fungi, Ascomycota, Sordariomycetes, Magnaporthales, Pyriculariaceae. The transcript is spliced from 2 exons. Bases 1 to 804 code for a protein of 267 amino acids.
AUGCAAGAAGCGCCUCGACUACCCCUGACAGAGCGUAGUCCUCACUACAGCAGUGUAGAAGACGUCCCAGAAGAUAUACGCAAAUACUGGCAACAACGCUACUCCAUCUUCUCUUGGUACGACUACGACGUCCGGCUGACGCACGACGCCUGGUUCGGCGUUACGCCGGAGCCCGUGGCGAACCAGAUCGCGCAGGACAUGACGGCGUCGGGGGCCAAGAAGACCGUCGUGGACCUGUUCGCCGGCGCCGGCGGUAACGCCAUCGCCUUUGCCUUGGCCGGCUCCUUUGACCGCGUCGUCGCCAUCGAGCGCGAUGCCGACACCCUGGCCUGCGCCCAGCACAACGCAGAGGUUUAUGGGUGCGGUGAGUGGAUCACCUGGGUCCACGGUGAUUGUUUCGACUUUUUGGCUGCUCAACAGCAGCAGCAGCAGCAGCAGCAGCAGCAGCAGAAGCAUGGCAAGGGUGGCGCUGCUUCUUCUUCUGCUUCUUCUUGUUCAUCUUCUUUACCCCAGAACCUGAGGAUAGACCCCAAGACCACCAAGAUCUUCGCCUCGCCGCCAUGGGGAGGCGUCGACUACGGUCAGCAAGACGUCUUUGACCUAUCCACCAUGCAACCCUACAACCUUGACAGGAUCCACGCCGCGUGCAAGGCCUACGAUCACGCCCUGUACCUCCCGCGGACCAGCGACCUGCGGCAGAUCUCAAAAUGCGUCCCGGACGGUCAGAAGAUCGACGUUGUGCAGUACUGUAUGGCUGGCGCGAGCAAGGCUUUGGUUGCCUAUAUCCCCGGCGCUCGUAGCUGA